This is a messenger RNA of Linum trigynum, 1297 nucleotides long. The record is from the annotation of a GenBank genome assembly. Lineage: Eukaryota; Viridiplantae; Streptophyta; Magnoliopsida; Malpighiales; Linaceae.
GUAACUCUAGAGACCCGUGGAUUCGAUAUUUAUCACUUGAGCCACUAUACUGCAGUCCCUUUCAUUGGUUACACUUGGCCUUUGUUAGGUGUUGUGUUUUAGAGCAUCAAUAACCGUGUGGAGAAAAACGAACUCACACCGAAGAGCUCCCGUGGCAAGGACGAAUAAGAAGGUUUCAUUGACGAUUCUCAUCACUCUCCCCUUCCCGAGAGCAACUUUGAAGACCGAGUCAUGGCUGUGGAGGAGCAAGAGAAUCCUUUCUAUGAUCUUGAAUGGCAUCUUGCCCUCCAAACAGUGCUUGAAGACAGGAAUGGGAAGGUCGGAAAAGAGGUUGAAGAGGAGGAAGUGAGCAUUGAAGAAGGGGAAAUCUUGAUUGUUCCCUAGGGGAGGAACAAAUGGAAGAAGAAGGAGGGGAGUUUGAAGAUGAAGUAGAAGGAGCAAGUGGUGUCCAAGAUGAGGACGGGGUCAGGGUGGAUGAAGCAUUCACAAGUUACAAGUGCUAUGAAAGCUUUCCACCUGACCUUGAUGCACUUUUGGAGAAGGACCCAUUUGCAUCUCUUUGCAAAUCCAAGGCCGAGCCAUCAACGAUCCCUCUUAGUGGAUGCGAUGGAAGCCAAUCGAGAAUGAAGAAGAAAGAAAGAAGGAGAGGUCUCGUGGGUGGAGCCUCAUGACAACUCAAGUUCACGAGCCCUCAAUAAUGGAUUUGUCCAAAGCUCGUGACUUGAGACACCACCUCACCAACAAGAACCUCAACUUCAAGGAGGUUCUUGGGUGGACCGAAACUUGAAGAGCAACUGUUAGGAUCACUACGUUAAAGAAGCGCUUGUUGGGAGGCAACCCAACCAUCAACGGUUUGCAUAUCUUCUCCUUUUUAUAAGACGACCAAUGGAGAGCUUUCGCUUUUUUUUUGCCACCUCCUUGCUCUUCCGGAUCUCACCCGCCCUCAACUCCCGAACACCAACAUUCACCAUUAUCCGGUAACAUCGUUCUACCUCCUUCUUUUACCCCAUUGAGGGAAAUGUCAAGCUUAAGUGUGGGAGGUAGUCCAUAAUGCAUGUGUGUGUGAAUGUUUGGUGUGAUUUUGAAUGCUUGGAGCCUAGUUGUAUGCCCAAAUUUUUAAAUUUUGAGGGCUCCAAGCAUAGAAACUUCUACAUUUGCAUGAUUGUCUAUGGAUGAUUUGCUUGUUAUUAUGUGCAACCUAUGAUGAUGAUUGAGACAUGUAUUAGGUUUGUGCAUAGGUUCAUUUCUCAUAUGUUUGUGAACCGAUAGAUGUUUUGAAUCAAUUACUUACUUUUCA